Molecule: messenger RNA, 4153 nt
Organism: Melanotaenia boesemani (Boeseman's rainbowfish)
Lineage: Eukaryota; Metazoa; Chordata; Actinopteri; Atheriniformes; Melanotaeniidae
Gene: ark2n
Product: chromosome 19 C18orf25 homolog
Exons: 5
Coding region: 316-1623 (435 amino acids)
Biological process (GO): ubiquitin-dependent protein catabolic process
Molecular function (GO): ubiquitin protein ligase activity
Source: RefSeq, a predicted model, not a curated record
UUUAGCUUUGUGAACGACAGGCGACGGAGACAUUUUAAACAAACAUAGAGCUAACUGCUAAUAGCUAACGCUGCUCGCGAAGGUGCGAGCGGACUGCGGCAAACACAUUCAAAUUUCUUCAACUUGUGAAGAAGUUAAGUGAAUUUCGCAGUGCACUGUUUGUACAACGUAAAUUAGACAGUCCGACAGUUACCGAAGAUGUCAAAAAGUUGGACACUGGAAAACGAAGAAUAUAACUAACGCAGUGCAGGUCAGUCCCUGUCCAGGCACAUCGGUCCAAGUUGUCUGGACCUUUGGGCUCUGGGCUUAACUAGCAUGAAGAUGGCUGAUUCAGAGAAGGUAGAUGAAUUUUUGGAUGCUGAAUGCCCCACAGAGUGCCUGGAUGAAGCACAACCAGUCCCGACUUCCGUUCAAGGAGAACAGGAUGAGCAUCUGAAAACAGAGACCACCACCAGUACCAGUUCGCCCCCAAGGGAAAAGGAGGCAGACAGCCCCUUGAAUACGGAGGGUGAGCAGAGUCUCCUCUCCAUGCCAUGCCUGAUGAAGGAGCUCAGGCGAGACUCCCCAGAGUCCCAGCAGACAUCUACAGGGAGUGACAAACCUGUGUCACGUCAUAUCUAUGAGAGCGACUCCUCGAAUCCUUGCAUGCUCUCCCCUUCAUCGAGUGGCCACCUGGCUGACUCAGACACACUUUCCUCAGGGGAUGAAGGUGCUGCUCCUCCUGCAGGGGGAGAAGAAGAAGGAAACAUGGAAGCUGCAAAUGAUCCUGGGCACGUAACAAAAAGGCAAACAUCUGCUACAGCUUCCGGGGGAAGGAAGUCUCGGCGGUCACGUUCGGAGAGUGAGAUGCCUCCCAAUGCAAUGGCUGCAAAAAAGAAUCGCUGCCAGCCAACAGUGGUAGCAGCAGGGCAGGAAAAACAAACCAAUGGCAAGCUGGGAAAAGUGAAAGGUCAUCGGAGUCAGAAACACAAGGAGCGUAUGCGUCUGCUGAGGCAGAAACGAGAGGCAGCAGCACGGAAGAAGUAUAACCUGCUGCAGGACAGCAGUACAAGUGACAGCGAGCUCACAUGCGACUCCAGCACCAGCUCCUCUGAGGAUGAAGAUGAUGACACAUCCGGAGGAAGCAAGACAAUCAAAACUGAUAUUCCAGACGGGCCUCCAGUAGUGGGUCACUAUGAUAUUUCAGACACUGAUUCUAACCAGGAGAGUAUGAGUGUGGAGACAGUCCGGCCCACGGUGAUAAAGCAUGAGCUAAAAACACACAGAGGCCAGAAUAUGGCAACUCACUCUGUGUGUAUAAGAGCUCUGAGCUCUAUCUCAGGCCACGUGGAGGCAGAGCUGUUGCACAAGGAGAGCUCUCAACAAAAGGGCCAGAUUAAGAUUGCGUCCUCUGACUCUGAGGUGGAAAUAGUCGGAGUUCAAGAGAAAGCACGAUGUGCCCAUCCAUGUGGAGGGGUUAUAAAGAGUCUGUCUUCCUGGAAAGAGAACUCAGUGGAGCAGUUUAACAGCACAAAUCAGUCACAGCUCUGGACUACUGUUUCCCCUCAGCCCAACUGGGUGUCUCCUCCUGAGGUGGUGGACCUCACGCUGGACGAGGAUGCCGGACACAAAUAUCUACUUUAAACAACUUCUACACUGAAGACUCCUUAUUUCCUUCUCUGCCUCUUCAUCCACCUUGCCUAGUCUAGGAGUUUAGGCUGAAAUCCUUUCUAGAAUUGCAGCCUUGCCUGUAACCGUUCAUGGACUCUUCCUGCUCCAGAGCACUUUUGUGUUUUUAACUUUCCGUUGAACAAUCAUCUGUCAAAGCCAUUCUACUGCUGUGAUUCCCUGAUUGUGGCUUAUCAGCUACAAAUUUAACUGUAAUUAAGUGACAGCACUUCAAGUGCAGGUGGAAAUGUACAAGAGUGUUUUUAACUGUUAACAAUAGCAAUAUCCUCCCUUCAUUUAAUACCUCGUUUACUGCUACAGGUAGUCAUUUUGUGUUGUGUGCUUGCAAGAUGAAUUUUGACAACUUCACAUUGCUGCUUAAAAGCAGGUCAGUAUCACAACACAACUGUUGACCUGCUUCAUCACAGACUUUGAAUAGGCGGUUUUUAAACGGAUUUAGCAUUUUCACCUGACGUCAAACACAAGCUGCACUUUUCAAUGUACAGUAGACCACACAUGAAUGGCAAAGUUUCUGCUGGGGAGGAUUUUUGUUUUCAAGGUCUCUACACUGGAUGUGCAGUAUGCAUUAAUAGCUUGCUUUACAUUGUUCAAUAUAGUCAGCUUAGGCUCUGAUACUUGCAGGUGUUUGGGUUAAUUUUAAGGAUAUUUCGGGGAAUUAUUCGCUCUUUGCUGUGAGGGAAAUGAGGACAUUUAGAAUGCCUGUCAUAGUCUGACCCUUUCCAAAGGUAUUGGAAUCCACAUACCCUUGUAGAUCCUUAAAAGCUCACUAAUCAAUAUACCAUAUCUAACGCAGAAAACAACUCUCGCCAUUUUUGGGGAUUGUGCCUGUCUGCGUCAUGUCCAGGCACGAAACUUCUUCAGCUGACCCCUUGUUAAGUAGCUGGAUAAAAACAGACUUGCUGCUUUACUAAGUUAAACUGGCUGUCACUUCUUAUUUUGACUGAAAGACCUGACAGUGAUAUCAGUUUUUCUAUUUUUUGUUGACAGGAACCUAAUGUGUUAAAACCAUUAUGCAAUGGGAAACUUGUGUCCAAACUUUUGACUGGUAGUGUGUGUGUAUAUAUAUAUCUAUAUAUGUAUAUAGAUAUAUAUAUAUAAAAGCAGGUUUUGUUUCUGCUGUAACUACUAUAUUAUAAAAUUGUUUGCUUUUUUUUUUUAAGGAAAAAAAAAUUAAACACCCAACUCUGCAGGAAAAGCACACACACUACAAAAUAUCAUUGAUUUUCUCCACAGUAGUUCUACAUAUGUGUGCUGCGAGUGGUGUGCUGGCAAACAAGCCAUUUAUCUUUUGUUUGAUGUGUAGGAACCACGUUUUUUUUUCUCUUGAGUCCCAACUGACUUGGUUAUCUGUGAAUGUAUGACUUUGCAGUACCGGCUGGGUGUGUUUAAUGUUUGCAUGCUUAUCCAGAUUUCUUGCAAACUCCUUUAAAACUCUGGGGACCCCUUUCUAAUAACUAAAGAAAUGUAUCUUCCAUUGAAUACUGCUAAGCUAGAUGGCCAGAAUGCCUUUGAAAUGUGCACUAUUUUCUUUUAGAAUGGGAGAAAUCUUAUUCUUUUAUCUUAGAAAGCAGUGGAUUUUUGAAGUAUCAACAAAUAUUUUAAUUAAGUACACACACACACACAAAAAAAAGUGAAAGUAGUGUUGAGUUUGUGAUUAUGUGUGGGGCGUUAUGAGACAUUUACUGUAUGCGCUGUUUUUACCCUGAGCCUCAGGGCCUGUUACUCUUUCCCUGCAGUCUUACUUUGUGCUCAUGCAGUACUGCAGCCAAGCUGGUAAAUUUUUUAUUAAUAGUCCAACUUGACACAAUAUUUUUAAUUUCUUCUAUCACAUAUUGAAUAACAUUUACUUUGCUAAGUGAUGUUUGAGAAUUAUAGAAAUAUAUUAACUUCUGCUGGUCACAGAAAGGGAAAAUUUUAAACAAACUAAACCAAAGUCUAAGUGGAAUUUCACUUUGUUUCAUUUUACUGUUUUAGAAUUGUAUGUUCAAACCAUUUGUCAUGAAAAGACAUGAUAUGAAUUAUGUUUUCAAUUCAAGAUAUUGUAUAGUUAUAUCUUUGUUUUUAUUUGGCCAGUCCUUUCCACUGUAUGAAGCUGCCACGGUAAUAAUUCUUUGUCAGACCACUUUUCCUUGUAAAAUUCUGCACUUAAUUCUGCUAUUGUUUUAUGGGAUUAUUUUAGAAUAUUAGUAAAACAUUACCCAUGUCUUUACUAAUUGAGGUGCAGUAGAAAGCAGGGCAUGUAUGCUUGAUUUGGUUGCACAUUGCAUGUUUAAUGGCUUCUCUUUUGUUAACCUCAAGUCACAAAUCUCCCUCAUUACAAGUAAUGCAGCCUUGCUCUUCUCUCGUUUUCAUUUCAGUUUUACUGUCAGUAUUUUAAAUUAACAAAUGUUUAUUUUGUUGCUUCUGCAAGUCCUUGACUUCCUUGAAAUCAAGUCUGUAGAACAAAAAGAAACUAUUUUAAAAUUAAAAUAAAUUGUGUAUUUAA